Molecule: messenger RNA, 3164 nt
Organism: Neltuma alba
Lineage: Eukaryota; Viridiplantae; Streptophyta; Magnoliopsida; Fabales; Fabaceae
Product: alpha-amylase 3, chloroplastic-like
Exons: 13
Coding region: 23-2764 (913 amino acids)
Biological process (GO): carbohydrate metabolic process
Molecular function (GO): calcium ion binding; alpha-amylase activity
Source: RefSeq, a predicted model, not a curated record
UUCUUGGCAAACAGAAACGACCAUGUCAACCGUUCGCUUGAAGCCAGUCUUUCACAUCCGUCGUCGAGAAAUUCCUCGUUGUCGUUCCAAAUCAAAGCCAUUAUUCAGAAGCACUAGCUUCACGAAUCGCUAUUCUUCCAACAAUUAUGUGUUUUCUGAUGCCAGGAUCUUCUGCAACUUCCGGCCACCUCGUACGUCUCCGUCUCAUUCAGUCUCUGCUGUGUCAACUGAUACUACUAUCUUGGAGCCCUUUCAAUCUGCCGAUGUCUCCUCCAAGGAUACUUUUCCAGUGAAACUAACUGAGAUGUUGGAAGGAAAGAUCUCCGUAAGGUUAGAUCAAGUAAAACAUUCAAGCAACUGGGAGCUAAGGGUAGGUUGUAAUCUUCCAGGAAAAUGGGUUCUUCACUGGGGUGUUUCCCACGUUGAUGAUGUUGGCUGUGAAUGGGAUAAACCUCCAAGCAAUAUGAUACCCCCCGGCUCUAUUUCUAUAAAGGACCACGCAAUAGAGACACCCAUGAAGAAAUCAUCAUUAUCUUCUGCUGAACGAGAUACGUUUUAUGAAGUCAAAAUUGAUCUUAAACCCUGCAAAGGAAUUUCAUCAAUUAAUUUCGUUGUGAAGGAUGAAGAAACCGGCGCUUGGUAUCAACACAAAGGAAGAGAUUUUAAAGUGCCUUUGGUUGAUUACAUCAAGGAUGACGCUAAUACAAUGGGACCUAAAAGGGGCUUUAAUUUUUGGCCAGGGGCCUUGGGUCAGUUAUCCAACAUUCUUCUGGGAACGGACACAAACAAAGGUCAAGAAAACAGCGGCGAAUCCAGAGAUUCCAAAGAAGAAAAUGGUCAACUUGAUGGUUUCUACAUAGAACUUCCUAUUGCAAAGAAGAUUUGGGUCAAUAAAUCCGUCAGUGUCUCCAUUAGGAAUUGCUCUGAGAUGGCCAAGAACCUUAUAUAUCUGGAAACAGAUAUACCUGGAGAAAUUGUCCUUCACUGGGGAGUUUGCCGGGAUGAAAAAAGAAAGUGGGAAGUUCCACCUGCUCCUCAUCCUCCAGAGACAGUAGCUUUCAAAGACCGGGCUCUAAGAACUCCACUACAGCCAAGAGAGGAUGGAAACGGAAGCUCAAUAAUAAUCACUUUGGAAGAGGGCUUUUCAGGAUUUGUUUUUGUUCUUAGGCUAGAUGAAAAUACUUGGUUAAAUUACAUUGGAAAUGAUUUUUAUCUUCCUCUUUCAAGUUCUAGUAGCUUACGUGUCAAAAACAUAGAUGAUGAGUCGAAAGGUGUACAUGUAGAAGAGACUGAAGAGGCAAACCAAACAAACUCCUUCUCUGGAUUUGCUGAUGGAAUAAUCAAAGACUUAAAAAAUUUGGUGUCAGACAUUUCCUCUGAAAAGAAUCAAAAGGUAAAAUCCAAGGAAGCUCAAGGAAACAUUCUUCAGGAGAUUGAAAGACUUGCUGCUGAAGCCUAUAACAUCUUCAGAAACUCCGUUCCUACUUUUUCAGAGGAGCCUCCAGUGGAAACUAAGGCUGCUGUGGAAGUAAAGGACAAGAGAUUGCCUGCAAAAAUCUGCUCAGGAACAGGAACAGGGUAUGAAAUAUUAUGCCAAGGGUUCAAUUGGGAAUCUCAUAAAUCUGGAAGAUGGUACGUGGAGCUUAAACAGAAAGCUGAAGAACUAGCCUCACUUGGUUUUACUGUGAUAUGGUUACCCCCACCUACAGAAUCUGUUUCACCUGAAGGAUACAUGCCAAAGGAUUUAUAUAAUCUAAAUUCCAGAUAUGGAAGCAUUGAUGAAUUGAAGGAUUUGGUGAAAAGAUUCCAUGAAGUUGGAAUCAGUGUUCUUGGGGAUGCUGUUCUAAAUCACCGCUGUGCUCAGUACCAGAAUCAAAAUGGUGUUUGGAACAUAUUUGGUGGUCGUCUGAAUUGGGAUGAUCGUGCAGUUGUUGCUGACGAUCCACAUUUUCAGGGUAAGGGCAACAAGAGUAGUGGAGAUAAUUUCCACGCAGCUCCAAAUAUUGACCAUUCACAGGAAUUUGUGAGAACUGAUCUGAAAGAAUGGUUAUGUUGGCUGAGGAAAGAAAUUGGGUAUGACGGAUGGAGGCUUGACUUUGCAAGAGGAUUUUGGGGCGGUUAUGUAAAGGAUUACAUGGAGGCAAGUGAACCUUACUUUGCCGUGGGAGAGUACUGGGAUUCGCUGAGUUAUACUUAUGGUGAGAUGGAUCAUAAUCAAGAUGCACACAGGCAGAGGAUUAUUGACUGGAUCAAUGCUACCAAUGGUACUGCUGGUGCUUUUGAUGUCACAACAAAAGGGAUUCUUCACUCAGCAUUGGAAAGAUGUGAGUAUUGGCGUUUGACAGAUCGGAAAGGAAAGCCUCCUGGUGCCAUUGGGUGGUGGCCAUCUCGUGCAGUUACCUUCAUAGAAAAUCAUGACACUGGUUCCACCCAGGGUCAUUGGAGAUUUCCAAGUGGAAAAGAAAUGCAAGGAUAUGCUUACAUCCUGACUCAUCCGGGAACACCAUCAGUGUUCUUUGACCACAUUUUCUCCCACUACCGGACUGAAAUAGGAUCACUUAUCUCCCUCAGGAAACGGAACAAGAUACACUGUAGAAGCACAGUUCAAAUUCUUAAAGCAGAAAGGGAUGUCUACGCAGCUGUAAUUGACGAAAAACUCGCUAUGAAGAUUGGACCUGGUCAUUUUGAACCCCCUAGCAGAUCCUCAGGAAGAUGGUCCUUAGCUUGUGAGGGAAGAGAUUAUAAGCUUUGGGAGGCAUCAUAAGUUCUCAUGAUAUCAUCAUUCAUCAUAUAGAGCUCCAAUUGAAGUGAGUUAUACGAUGCUGUUAUUGAGAAGCAUAGAAACAGCAUUAUUUAUUAAGCUGCAGAAAUUACCGUUACAGCCUAGAAGUCAGGUUCGUCUCAGAACUGGAAAAAUAGUGCAUAUGUUUAAAUUAGGAAGUAAGUUGUGUCAUACAUACUAUGCAUACAUAGCAUUAAUUACACAUGAUUGCAUACUAUACACACAUUGCAUUCAAGAUUCAAUGUAGUAAGAAUGUGUAGAACGGUCAGCAUUUAUAGUCAUGGUAUUUUGUGGCAACUUCAUUGAACAGGAUGGCAAAACAUCUAUUAUGGUUGUACACAACUUUUUGAGUUAUAGUUUAAAUUUUCUUAAACUGUUUUAA